AUUCUUCUUCAACCUUUUAUUUCUCUCCCAUAGGGUUUCUAUGUGAUCAACAAUGGCGUUAUCAUCUACUAUUAUUAAUUUAUUACUUUAUUUUUUAAGUUUCAAUUUUUAUUCCCCUUUUGUUGUUGCUGUUGAUGAAAACAAAACAAAACCUAGUUUCUGCCAUAACCAGUUCCAAUCGGUUCUAGUGAGGAAUUGGGUCGAUGGUGUAGAGCGUGAAUACAUCGAAGGAUUAAGUGGUGAAUUUGGUUCCGUUUUGCCCAUGGAGGAAAAGAAAGCUCGUCGAUUGCCUGCUGUUCUCUCAAACCCCUUGAAUGGAUGUACCCUACCCUCCUCAAAGUUAUCAAAUUCCAUUGCGUUGUCUGCACGGGGAGAUUGUGAAUUCAUGGAGAAGGCACAAGUUUCACAGUCAGGGGAUGCUGCUGGCUUACUGGUGAUAAAUGACGAGGAAGAUAUUUUCGAGAUGAUGUGUUCUGAGAAUGCUGUAAAUAUUAUGAUUCCUGUUGUGAUGAUCCCGGCCUCGGGAGGAAAACAGAUUAAAGAAUCAAUCGCCUCUAAAGGGAAAGUGGAGCUGUUAUUAUACGCUCCAAUUAGUCCUGUUGUGGAUGUCUCAGUUGUGUUCUUAUGGAUGAUAGCUGUUGGUUGUGUUAUUUUGGCUUCCAUUUGGUCAGAAUAUAUUGCAUGUGAGCAGCAUUGUGAUCCUUAUCAGGAUUCUUCUAUUGCUGGGUCAGCUAAAGAUGACUCUGAGAAAGAUGUGCUAGAUAUAAGUGUAAUGGGUGCUGUAUGUUUUAUCAUUGUAGCAUCAACCUUUCUGGUGGUACUAUUCUUUUUUAUGUCGUCUUGGUUCGUUUGGCUGCUGAUCCUGUUCUUCUGCAUUGGGGGUACCCAAGGAAUGACUGCUUGUGCAAUAGCAUUGAUUUCAAGAGUAUCCAGAAACUGCCGUAAUCACACCGUCAAACUACCGCUAUUUGGGGAUGCUACAGUUCUAUCUAUUGUGGUAUUUCCACUCUGUCUAGCAUUUGCCAUCUUUUGGGUUGUUCACCGGCAUGCAUCAUAUUCGUGGUUCUUUCAAGAUUUUCUUGGUAUUUGUUUGAUGAUAAAUGUCUUACAGCUAGCCCGAUUACCAAAUAUCAAGGUCGCUGCUGUACUUCUGUCCUGUGCAUUUGUCUACGAUAUAUUUUGGGUCUUCAUAUCGCCAUUGUUAUUUCAUGAAAGUGUUAUGGUUGCAGUUGCUCGUGGCAAAAAUAGCGGUGGAGAAUCCAUUCCUAUGGUUUUGAGGCUCCCUAAACUUAUUGAUCCAUGGGGUGGCUAUAAUAUGGUAGGCUUUGGUGAUGUUAUCUUCCCCGGGUUGCUCAUCUCAUUUGCUUUCAGGUAUGAUAGGGCAAAUAAUAAGGGUUUCAAAGAUGGAUAUUUUCUUUGGUUGACUAUUGGCUAUGGUUUUGGGCUCUUCCUUACAUAUGUUGGUCUGUAUCUAAUGAACGGGCAUGGUCAACCUGCAUUACUCUACCUCGUUCCAUGUACAUUAGGUACUCUUGUAGUGUUGGGAAAAGUGAGAGGUGAGCUGAGAAUGCUGUGGGACUAUGAUGAAAACGCAUCAUUGUCUAGACCUCCUGGAGGUGCUUGAAAGAGAUCUCGGAUAUUUUCUUACCACCACUGUCAGGUCGUCAAAGUUUCUUCUCAUGUGUGUAUACAUUGUAUAUACUAACAGACAUUCAUUGCUAACAGACUGUAAAAUGAUAGGUAUUCUGGUGGAA
This is a messenger RNA of Papaver somniferum (opium poppy), 1754 nucleotides long. Its product is annotated as signal peptide peptidase-like 2. Gene Ontology annotation, cellular component: cytoplasmic side of endoplasmic reticulum membrane; lysosomal membrane; Golgi-associated vesicle membrane. Gene Ontology annotation, molecular function: aspartic endopeptidase activity, intramembrane cleaving. The coding region runs from base 53 to 1624 and encodes 523 amino acids. NCBI's taxonomy places the organism in Eukaryota, Viridiplantae, Streptophyta, Magnoliopsida, Ranunculales, Papaveraceae. The transcript has 14 exons. Gene Ontology annotation, biological process: membrane protein proteolysis. The record is from RefSeq and is a predicted model, not a curated record.